Messenger RNA from Pyricularia grisea, 357 nucleotides. RefSeq lists its product as uncharacterized. The record is from RefSeq and is a predicted model, not a curated record. NCBI's taxonomy places the organism in Eukaryota, Fungi, Ascomycota, Sordariomycetes, Magnaporthales, Pyriculariaceae. The transcript is spliced from 2 exons. Bases 1 to 357 code for a protein of 118 amino acids.
AUGCCUACCGCCCCACUAUCGCCACAGGAUGGGGAUGGUUUCUCUGCCAUGAUCCGAGCUGAGAUCAGGCCAGGCAGGAUGGAUGAUUUCCUGUCCUUGUUUUACUCUGGAACUGAGAGCUGGCACAGGAACCCGAAUGUAUCAUUUGAGGUCUUUCGCUCCAAGAGCGAACCUACCAAGCUCACAUGGAUACAGAGCUGGUCCAAAGGCAUUAAUUGGUUCCUGCAGCACCAUAUGAGCAGGGAUUGUAUGAAGCAGUUGCAUGAGGCGACAAAGGACCUGUGUGUCAAGGAGCAGCAUGUUAAAAUAUACGAGCUAUUCGGGGGUCCCUGGGCCAAAGCUCGGGAGGGCAUGUAG